GCAGUCUCUCUCAGUCUCUGACUCCAGCUGAUUUUUAGACCGCUAUUUCUGGUGUACUGUACUCGUGGCGACAUGAGCGGAAGAGUCGGAGAUCUGAGCGUGAAACAAGCCGAAGCUUUGGCCCAGUUUCGAGAAAAUGUUAAGGAUAUUCUACCCCAGUGUCCAUCCCAGAGUGACCACUUUCUGCUCCGAUGGCUGAGAGCUAGAAAUUUCAAUCUACAGAAAGCCGAGGCCAUGAUGCGCAAGCACAUGGAAUUUCGGAAACACUUGAAAGUUGACACCAUCACUACAGAGUGGCAGGUGCCAGAGGUAAUAGACAAGUAUCUGUCUGGUGGCAUGUGUGGCCAUGACCGUGAAGGGAGCCCCGUCUGGUAUGAUGUCAUCGGACCUUUGGACCCUAAGGGUCUGAUGCAUUCGGCGUCCAAGCAGGACUUAAUCAAGUCUAAAGUCAGAGACUGUGAGAUUCUGCAGAAAGAGUGUGACUUACAGAGCGAACGGUUGGGUAGGAACAUUGAGGCAAUUACUAUGGUCUAUGACUGUGAAGGUCUGGGAAUGAAGCACUUAUAUAAGCCUGCUAUAGAGACUUAUGGAGAGGUUCUCACUAUGUUUGAAGAUAACUAUCCAGAGGGACUCAAGAGGUUAUUUGUCAUUAAAGCACCCAAACUGUUUCCUGUGGCUUACAAUCUGGUGAAACAUUUUUUGAGUGAGGAUACUCGCCGUAAGGUCAUCGUACUGGGAUCAAGCUGGCAGGAGGUUUUACAGAAAUACAUCGACCCUGAAGAGCUCCCAGUGUACUAUGGAGGCAAACUGACCGACCCUGAUGGUGACCCCAGAUGUAGAACCAGGAUUACGUUCGGAUCAGAGAUUCCCAAGACCUACUAUGUUCGAGACUCCAUUAAAGUGGACUAUGAUCAGUGUGUGACUAUUGGCCGUGGCUCAUCUCAUCAGGUGGAAUAUGAGCUACUUGCACCAAACUGUGCACUAAGAUGGCAGUUCAACUGUGAUGGUGCCGACAUAGGUUUCGGUGUCUAUAUGAAGAAGAGGAUGGGAGAGUGGAUAAAGGCUAGUGAGAUGAAGGAAGUUGUGCCAAAUCAGCGUUACAACGCACACCUGGUACCCGAGGACGGAUCCCUCACCUGCCCAGAACCAGGAGUGUACGUACUGCGAUUUGACAACACAUACAGCAUCUUCCAGUCCAAAACGGUCAGCUUCACAGUGGAGGUCCUCCUACCUAGUCAAGUCAACCAAUCAGAACGUUAGAUAUUAUGGCAACAAGCAAGCAGACAACUAGGUUAUGAAACGGUUUAGAAACUAUUGCUCAGAAGCAUAAACUCACAACAUCUUAGACAGUAUAUCUGCUGUAGUAAAUAUUAUAAUAAUGCUGCUCUCGAAAAGAAGAGUAUGUAAUUGAACUGACCAAUCAAUGCAUUACAAUGGUGGGAUAAAAUUACACUUUAGUGAUCGACGUGCAAUGAGAGACUGCAUCGUCCACUGACAUAUCUGGAUCCUGACUUCGAUGCCAGUGUGAUUCUUUGCAUUUGUUUCUCUGAGAUGAACCUAUUAAUCAAGUUCAUUUGUUAUAUAUUAAUGAAGUGCUUAUCAUUGAGCCGUGGCUUAAGUGUAACAACUGUGCUGCAAAUUACUAGACUGAAACUGUCUUGGCAUGUAUUAUUCGAGCUUGCCCUUGUGUGCCCUCUUUAUGAUUGCCUUAACUCAUGUUCUUGAAGUUAUUUUAUCUUUUUAGUUCUUUUUGAUAAUGAAUUAAUUCAGAUGAUGAGUCUGCACACAUUUCCCUCAGAAUGUGGUAAGAGGUUAAAUUAUUAAAUACUUUUAUGUUAUUGACGCACACAAAUCUGUGAACCUUUUGAAAUAUUUUGUUUACAAAGAGCAUUUGUGAUACAGAAUAUGAUGUUGACAUCAUGGGUGGUUUGCCUUUUUUAAUCCUACUUGUUUUUUUUUAUUAUUUAAGUAAUUGAUGUUGUAAACUUUUGCUUAGUAAGGAGAUUUUAUACCUCAGGUCCUUGUGUUUACAGUAACAAUGCUCAUAUUUGAUUCCAGCAAUGUGCAUCUGUUCUGUCAAUGUCUUUCUAUGAUUGACCACAUUGUAUUUUCUCUUAUUUCCAUGUCUCUUUGAUUUUGUAAUAUUGAUGUAAUUUAUGAGUGAUAUUAUGUUGAUUUGAAUUAAUUUACUAAUUAAAUAUAUACAUUGCAAUAG
Messenger RNA from Sinocyclocheilus anshuiensis, 2215 nucleotides. It is a transcript of the gene sec14l8, whose product is annotated as SEC14-like lipid binding 8. Gene Ontology annotation, cellular component: cytoplasm. The transcript has 12 exons. Bases 73 to 1260 code for a protein of 395 amino acids. NCBI's taxonomy places the organism in Eukaryota, Metazoa, Chordata, Actinopteri, Cypriniformes, Cyprinidae. The record is from RefSeq and is a predicted model, not a curated record.